Molecule: messenger RNA, 582 nt
Organism: Lathyrus oleraceus (garden pea)
Lineage: Eukaryota; Viridiplantae; Streptophyta; Magnoliopsida; Fabales; Fabaceae
Exons: 1
Coding region: 1-582 (193 amino acids)
Source: RefSeq, a predicted model, not a curated record
AUGGGUAAGAUGAAUUAUUUUCUUGGACUUCAAAUUAAGCAACUAAAUAAUGGAAUCUUCAUCAACCAAUUCAAGUAUUGCAAGGAGUUGUUGAAAAGAUUCGACAUGGUUAAUUGCAAAGCAAUGGCUACUCCAAUGGGAUUCGGAACUUAUAUUGAUCAAUAUGAAUUCGGCGUUUCAAUUGAUAUCACAGAGUAUCGAGGUAUGAUUGGCUCACUACUAUAUUUAACGGCAAGCCAUCCUGACAUAAUGUUUAAUGUUUGUCUUUGUGCAUGGUUUCAAGUCAAUCCAGAGGAAUCACAUCUUGCCUCCGUGAAGAGAAUCAUGAAGUAUCUCAAAGGAACAACGAACGUCAGCUUAUGGUAUCCCAAAGGUAGUAUAUGUUACUUUCUUGAUUAUUCUGACUCAGACUAUGCAGGUUGUAAAACAGAUCGAAAAAGCACAAGUGGGACAUGUCACAUCCUAGGAAACGCUCUUGUAUCAUGGUUCUACAAGAAGCAAGCAUGUGUGUCUCCUAGUACGAAUGAAGUAGAAUACAUUCGUGUAGGAAAUUUUUACGCUCAAAUACUUUGGCUAAAAUAA